CGGCUCAGUUCAAGCCCGACCCGCAAUCAACUCGCCCGAAUCGUUCAGUGACAGUGAACAUGCAAGUGUUAGCCACUCUUCUGGUUGCGUGCGUGUUGGCCAGCGUUCGUGCUGUUAUACGGACACCCCUGGAAGCCUUCCGACCUUCCGGAGAGAUCCAUAUACGAAGACCCGACAAACUUCCACUGCUGCCUCACAGACGGACCCAACAGAAGAAUGGUUUAAAGAUUCUCUACCAAACUGGAGUCUCCGAGGAUGAUCUACCAGAUUGCAGGCCAAGACAAGUGUGCAGCAAAGUGGAUCUCUACGAUCCAGCGCAGCCCUGGAUUGAAAGGAAGUGUCGCUGUUUGGGGCACAGGCCUUGUUCUAGUGAGCUCUCCGAUGACGACAACCAUACACUGGCAGAUAAGACAACCCUGUAUAAGACUUGCGAGCCAGUAAAGAGGCUGCCAAAAUGCCGUUAUUUCAAGGACGCUGCGUGGAUUAUAUAUUCUUUCCCUGAUAGCAACGCUACACAACAAAUUGUAAACUGCCACUGUCCGAAGCAGUCCAUGACGUAUCUACUGAAGAAACUGCCGUACACGACACCUAGCGGGGAACAAGGAAAUCAGUAUCAGUUCGCGUGUUCACCGCAAAGCAGGUUACGAUGCUCUAGAAAAGAACCAUGUAAAUUGUUCAGCGCUCGGCGUCGUCAUGAACAAAUAGACGAGGUGAAUGCCAGCACCAUCUGCCAAUGUCCUAAAGAUCAUAUGUGCCCCAAACACCACACUGAACCUGGGGUACUGCCAGGAGUGACGUACAUUGCUGAAGAUAUUCGCACAUACCAUGGCUAUUGUAUGCCAGAACCUCCACCUGAUACGUAUAGAUUUGUAGGGGACAAAGACUGAAAAAUAUUAACUAUAUAUGAAGGCUUAUUGUACGUAGAGUACAUGAACUUGAAAAUUAGACAGCUUUUAUGAUUUGCUCAUUACCUGUUUAGUACAAAAAAAAAUUAAUAACUAUACUAGGGCCUCAAAAAUAACUUGCAAAUAUUAGGAACAACGAUAACGUGCUUUAAGUAGUAGUAGUAGUUGCUAAGUGCUCACUGAUUAUUACUGGGAAGACUUUUACAGAAUUUUAGGUUUGAACAUUCCCUUUUUAUUUUAUUCGAGUUAAGACUUUUAUGCAAAUAUCGUAUAUAUUUAAGUAAUUUAUUACCAGAUUGAGGAGUGCCGAUCUUGUAUAUACUUGCAACGUGUAGCUUGCUAUUACGUAUUGUUUCUGUUAUAUUUGUAAAUAAUAUUAGUGUAAGCAUGAUUCCAAUGGUUUAGUUUAAAUUAUUUUUCAUAUUUUAAUUAUUUACUUGCCAUACUUACGUAGUUGUUGCGUUACAUACAGUCAUUAUAAUUGACUUGAGAGUUUGUUCCGAGUCUUCCAUACAGUCACGGAGACAUUUUAUGUUCUUUGUUUUGUUUGUGUUUAUGAUUGUCUAUUUGUUAUGCGAUAACGGAUCUGUAGCCAUAUUUUGUUUUAGUUAUUAUGUUUAAGUUAUUCAUAACUUCCAUUGAUAUUUUAUCGACUUUUAAACAAAAUAAAAGUUCAAGAUAUGGCAACAUAAAUAGUGAUUUUUAUGUGAGACACUUAAUAGAAGUCAUAUGUAUGUAUGUAAAUAUGAAAUAUGUUGAUAUUUGUAAAAUCAUACCGAUAUGACGGUAAGUCUUCCUUAUUUGUUUCAUGUAUAGUAGAUAAGUUAAAUUAUUGACAGAAAAAUGAAUAAAUGUUUAAAAAUUAAAA
This is a messenger RNA of Danaus plexippus (monarch butterfly), 1773 nucleotides long. It is a transcript of the gene aos, whose product is annotated as protein giant-lens. NCBI's taxonomy places the organism in Eukaryota, Metazoa, Arthropoda, Insecta, Lepidoptera, Nymphalidae. The record is from RefSeq and is a predicted model, not a curated record. The transcript has 4 exons. The coding region runs from base 60 to 887 and encodes 275 amino acids.